AGCACUCCAGCUCGCCGCUCUCUCUCGGUGCUGUCUUAGUGAGCUGGUAGCAGUAAUAACUCGUUGACUUGUCCUGCCGUUCCCAGUGCUUGGAUAAUUCCUUUGGGACUCAGUGUGUUGGUUGGUUUUCCUUCAUCGUUUUUAAGCCGCCGCCGCAGACACAGCCACACCAAAGCCACCAUGAGGGAAUACUACUCAAUGAUGUCCCGUCUUAAUGGCGUGAACGGCUACAACGGGUGUGGGGAGCUGAACGGUCCUGGGGGCGGCUCUGGCUGCUGGACGAUCGGCCUCAUUAAUGCUAAGGCGAAGUACCUCACUGCAGAGACCUUCGGCUUCAAGAUUAACGCCAAUGGCUUGUCCCUUAAGAAGAAGCAGAUGUGGACCUUGGAACCCGCCGAGAAGGACCUGAUCGCCUUCAAGUCUCACCUGGACAAGUAUAUCUCCGUGGACCAGUAUGGAAACGUGACCUGCGAGAGUGACGAGCGGGAUAUGAUGUGCAUGUUCGAGGUGUCGGUGACGGAUGACGAGCACGGGCGUUGGGCGCUGAGGAACGUGACCCGCGGCUAUUUCCUGGGCGCUGCUGGGGACAAGCUGAUCUGCACUGCUAAGGUUCCCACUGACGCCGAGCUCUGGACCAUCCACCUGGCUGCCCGCCCUCAGGUAAACUUACGCUCCCUGGGCCGCAAACGCUACGCCCACCUGAACGAGGAAGGCACGGAGAUUGAGGUGGACGCCAACGUGCCAUGGGGUGAGGACACGCUCUUCACACUGGAGUUCCGUGACCACAAGUACGCCAUCCACACCUCCAACAACCGCUACCUGCACAUGGACGGGAAGUUGGUGCCGGCCUGUGAUCGGGAGUGUCUCUUCUGCCUCGAGUACCACCACGGCUCCCUCGCUCUCAGAGACUACCGGGGUCAGUAUCUCAGUCCCAUUGGCUCUCGUGCGGUGCUCAAGACUCGUUCCAACUCAGUCACCAAGGACGAGCUGUUUGCCCUGGAAGACUCCCUACCCCAGGCCUCCUUCAGCGCUCUUCUCAACGCCCGCUACGUGUCCGUCAAGCAGGGUGUGGACGUGACAGCCAACCAGGAAGAGAUUUCCCAGCACGAGAAGUUCCAGCUUGAGUAUGACGGGUCCACGAAGCGCUGGUAUGUGCGGACCAUGCAGGACAAGUAUUGGACACUGGAGGCGGGCGGCGGCAUCCAGGCCAACACCACCAAGCCGACCUCCAAUGCGCUGUUCAACUUCCAGUGGCAGCCUGAUGGCUCCGUGGCCUUCCAGGCUAACAACGGCAAAUAUGUGGCCAUCAAGAAAUCUGGCCACCUCUUUGCCAAUGCUGAAAGUCCCGAUGAGGAGAAUGCUCGCUUCCACUUCUACCUCAUUAACAGGCCAGUGCUGGUGCUGAAGGGCGAGCAAGGCUUUGUGGGGUACAAGACGUCUUCCAGCUUCAAGAUGGAGUGCAACAAGGCUAACUACGAGACCAUCCGAGUGGAGCGUGGAGAGCAGGGACAAGUCUUCUUCAGAGGUCAGCAAGGAGGCUACUGGCAUGCCUGCGGUGAUGGCAUCAUGGCAGACUCUGAGUCACCAGAAGGCUUCUUCAUUGAGCUUCGUGAGGCAACCCGCAUGUGCAUCAAGAACUCCUCCGGCCAGUACAUCAUCACGGAGAAGAACGGAGGCUUCAAGCUGGGAGACACUGAUCCCUCCCGCGCUACACUAUGGGAGUUUUGAGGUGUCUGGCUGGUGUGGGGUCGUGAAGGGGUGAGAGGUCCUCCAGCCUGGCCUAGAGUACAGAGGAGGCAGGGGUAGCAUUAGCAUCACAUUAAAUGAUCUUUUAUGGUAAGGUUGUAGAUGUUUGAGAAUUUGUUUCAAUGCUGAAUUUGAUUUUGGGGCAGAUUGGCAACAUCCCAUCCAACCAUAUAAAUUUAGUGAUGUCCUGAAGGAUGAUGAUACCGCUCAGUAGGUGUAAUUAGAAUGUAAGAUAUUUUGUGAUGUUCUUUUCAUUGUUGUUGCUAACUACUGAUCUGCCCAUUUUUUGGUCAAUUAAGAGAGAAAUUUUUUUUUUACUUUUAUACCAAUGAACUGAGUUAGAAUCUUGAAACUUGGUAGUAUGAUUACUUACUGAUCAUCGACAAAGACACUCAGUAACUAGGUAAUGCUGUAGUCUUAAGGAAAUUGUGUUACGAAAUCCACCAAUAAAGAAUUCUCACAUGGGUCUUGCUACUCUGCGUCUGCUCAGUAGUUCUUGGAUCCUUGGAUGGGUAGUCGGUGGAGAGGCACUGGAGGUCCGCACAACCAAAGUAUCUACGUCUUUAUAUCUGUCCCUGUACAAUUAACCUGAAGCCUUGCUGUAUGUAGAUAUCAUUAUUAUUAAUAUUGCUUCCACAUGUCCCUAAGCUAAGUCGAAUAAUCUUGUACUUAAUUAUACUUUUUUACUCUUUCUACUUGCGACAGAUGACUGAUUGAUUUGUGGGAAUAUAUGAUUGACAUGUCUUACUGAUACAUUUACUACUAAUAUAUCAUCUAUAUUACAUAUUAGCAAGAUUUUUUCAUGAUUUUAUAAGGAGCAUUUUGUGAUAGUCCAGUCUCAGCGUCGUGCACCACCUAGCUCGUGUAGUGAUGUAGACAACAAAAGCUUGCUUUUCAGAGGCUGCUGGUGGCACUGUAACUUGUGCACCAAAAAAAUAUUAAACUCUUGUACUAAAUGUUACUGAACUUAAAAAGCCUUUUCCAUGGUAGGAAAUGUUUGUCUCAUUGUCAGUCUGGAAAUUUUCAGCCAGUAUCUUGUUAAUAAGUUAGUUACAUGAAUGCAAUACUACAGUGUAACAAUCAAUUGGGGUGCUUUAGUGUAUAUUUUAAAACAACAAACUAUUUUCAGGAGAUAAAGCCACAGCAGUGAGUGUAUGUGCUUAUACAUGUAGUAUGUAUGUUUGUAUGUGUGUGUGUGUGUGUGUGUGUGUGUGUGUGUGUGUGUGUGUGUGUGUGUGUGUGUGUGUGUGUGUGUGUGUGUUUUAUACCUACAUCUGUGUCAGUCACUGCCAGGUGCUUGCUCAAGGUCCUUUGCAUUUGCCAGAUUAAAUUUUGAUUAUGGCAAUGAAUGACUAAAAUAGAUUGCUUUAUAAUAACAUUUGUAAUAAAACUGAAAUCAGUCCUCUGACACAUGCAAUGGUACCAGCAGCCUCCACGCUCUUGGUGUCACAGCCACAGGUCCCACACUGUGGCCACCAGCCAAUGCAUUUAUGGAAGUUAAACCUUGACCCAGGACUGCAUAAGGGGGGUCAUAUAGAGCAGGAAGUCAGCUGUGUCCCUGGACCCGCCUGCCUUUUCUUGAACGAGUACUAGCUCUUGGUGUUUACUGUUCACCCCAUUUAGAUGUUUGUGUGCUAUUCACCAUGUCAUAUUAGCAAGUGUGUCCCUUUAUAACAUGUAUGUCAGAUGUGUAGAGAUAACCCUCAGCGUUGCCAGGCGUGGGAGUGGGGCGGGUCGGGGCACUGCUGACUCCCCCGCAUAAUCCUGCCGGGUGUAGUCUAUUGAUUGUAAGAUGCGCUUUAGGCUAGAUAUAUACUUUAUUUAUUGCAUUAUUGUAUAGCAGUCCGGCAUAUACUGCUUAUUAAUAAAGCUAAGCAGAUUA
This is a messenger RNA of Portunus trituberculatus (swimming crab), 3628 nucleotides long. RefSeq names its product protein singed-like (gene singed). Gene Ontology annotation, molecular function: protein-macromolecule adaptor activity; actin filament binding. The transcript has 10 exons. Gene Ontology annotation, biological process: actin filament bundle assembly; establishment or maintenance of cell polarity; cell migration. Gene Ontology annotation, cellular component: actin cytoskeleton; cytoplasm. Bases 181 to 1728 code for a protein of 515 amino acids. The record is from RefSeq and is a predicted model, not a curated record. Lineage: Eukaryota; Metazoa; Arthropoda; Malacostraca; Decapoda; Portunidae.